Molecule: messenger RNA, 1595 nt
Organism: Parathielavia appendiculata
Lineage: Eukaryota; Fungi; Ascomycota; Sordariomycetes; Sordariales; Chaetomiaceae
Exons: 2
Coding region: 194-1471 (425 amino acids)
Molecular function (GO): gamma-glutamylcyclotransferase activity
Source: RefSeq, a predicted model, not a curated record
UGCCGGCGGCUGACGUGUUGGAGCCAGCUUGUUGUAACAUGGAACAGUACGGAUUACAUCGGUUUGUCAGCUGAGCGACCAGAGCUUCGCUAUAUAAUGCACUCUUCUUGCGAUUUCGCCAUCUCGGUCUCGGAUUGCGACACACAUCCCCCGUCCGAUCUUCAAGUCAGGGACCUGCAGCACUGACGUCAAAAUGGACUCGACUAAACCCCAACCUCCACUUAUCUCAACACCGGAGACAUCGGUUUCAAAGUCGAAGGACGACACCGCAGUCUGGAGUCUCCGCCAUAUUCAGGUUCUCUGGUCUUGGGCUGCCCGGCCAAAGCCAACCCGGGUCCCGUAUCCUCCGGUCUCUUCAAUUCCUCAUACCUCUGCCGCUCGACUUUCUGAACCCGACGUCUCGCCAACACCGUUCCCAAGCGAGCCGGUCCUCGCGAAGACCUUUCAUCAAGAUGCGCCCGUCAAGCCCAAGACGGUCCUCUACCUCGCCUAUGGGUCCAACAUGUGCGCCGAAACUUUCCUGGGCAUGCGCGGCAUCCGUCCGCUGAGCCAGGUCAACGUUUCGGCGCCGUCUCUCGACUUGACGUUUGACCUGCCGGGCAUCCCUUAUCGCGAGCCGUGCUUCGCCAACACAGCGUUACGCAAGUUCCCGGGCAAGAAAUCGCCCUUUAAUUUCUCGAAGGGCCUGUACGGUGUUGUCUACGAGGUUACGCUCGAAGACUACGCGAAGAUCGUCGCAACCGAGGGCGGCGGCGCAAGCUACCACGACAUCCUCGUCCCCUGCAUCGUCCUCCCGCCCAGCGUGCGCGUGCCCGAGAAGCCGACUAUUCCGAUCCCUCCCACCCCGUUCCUGGCACACACCCUGUACGCCCCUCGCCUGCCCGACACCGCCACCGGUCCCAAUCCUGAAGACAACGACGACAACAACACCGACGACCCGUCCGAACCAGAAACCCCACACCGAUCCCUCCCAUCCUGGCUCACCCGCCUCCUCAGCCCUGUCCGCCGCCCGGAACCCGACUACGCUCAGCCGUCAGCCCGCUACCUCAAGCUUCUCCGCGACGGCGCGCGCGAGCACGAGCUCCCAACCGACUACCAGGCUUACCUUGACGCCCUGCAGCCCUACACCGUCACGACGCGCCGCCAGAAGUGGGGCAUGGUCCUCUUCCUGGGCCUCUGGAUGCCGCUGCUCAUUACCGUAAUGACGUGCGGGCGGCUGUUUGCCGACAAGCGGGGAAGGUCGCCGCCCUGGCUCGUGGCGUGCAUCACGCUGAUGUUCAACCUCGUUUGGCGCAGUUAUGAUGCAGUGGGCAAGAAGAUCUUUCUGGAUGGGGAGAGGACUCUGGAUAGCGAGGGCUCGGGGGCUGCGGAGGGUAGGAGCAGGAGGAAGUCGAGCUUUGCGGAUCGGCUGAGAGGGAAAGAGGAGGUGGCGGAUGAGGAGGAGAGGGCUUUGUUGGAUGGGUAUCAAUGAUCUUGGCGGUGACAGGGCCAAUCGUGACUGAUGGAGGGAUCCUGAUACUAUGGGGAAUUGGUUGGAUAUGGUUGGCGAUGUUCUCCAAGUGAAAGAGCUGCAUUUCGAUGUAGUUCCUGUCAAA